AUGGAAAGGAAUCCCUUUCCUGUGAAUCAGAAACCCAAAAGGAAACUGAUCAAAAUUCUUGUCAUUCGUCUUGACGACUGUGUCCAACAAUACAUUGAUAAUUUUGAGGGUGAAAAUGUCAAUGGAGAACAGUUGCUUCACAUAACAAAUCAAGAACUUGAGGAUCUGGGAGUGAUCAUUCCUGAUCACCAAGAAAUCAUUUUAGAAGCAGUUGAUUUACUGAGUAUAUUGAACCAUGAGUUGGAAACUGAAAAUCUGAAAUCUCUAGCUCAUAAACUGAACGUGGCCGCCAAAAGCCUACAGGGCUUCCUAGCUAGACGAAGGAGGAGUGGCCUCUCUGGACUUAGAACAACCAGACAACUACCGAAUAACUGUCUCACUGCUGUAGUUGACCUGAUCGGUGUUGCCAAGAAAUUACUGGCCUGGCUCGACAGGCUUCCAUUUGUCACUGUGACAGAAUACGGAGUCCUGAAAAACAAAAUCGUACAACUCUGCCUGCAGUUAACGACUAUUGUGCAACAGGACCCUAAAGCAAAAACCAUGGAUUUGUGGAAUAAAGACCUGACAGAACAAGCAAAUGCUGACUCUUCAAAGGGUGAAGAAGAAGUCAAGAUUUGGCAUGUGGUAAGUGAUUUAGCCUAAUGUUUGAU
This is a messenger RNA of Sarcophilus harrisii (Tasmanian devil), 650 nucleotides long. RefSeq names its product connector enhancer of kinase suppressor of ras 2-like. The coding region runs from base 1 to 642 and encodes 213 amino acids. The transcript is spliced from 6 exons. The record is from RefSeq and is a predicted model, not a curated record. Gene Ontology annotation, molecular function: protein binding. Lineage: Eukaryota; Metazoa; Chordata; Mammalia; Dasyuromorphia; Dasyuridae.